Molecule: messenger RNA, 561 nt
Organism: Didymodactylos carnosus
Lineage: Eukaryota; Metazoa; Rotifera; Eurotatoria; Philodinida; Philodinidae
Source: the annotation of a GenBank genome assembly
AUGCCAUUGAAUCCAAAGGUACAAAUAAAGUCAACUGGAAUUCACGGUCAUUGUUGGUUUGCAGCCGCCGAUAUAAAACAAGAUGAACAUAUUUGGUGGAAACGUCCUGAUGAUGAGAAGCAUACCGAUAUAUUUCUAACACGUAAAGAAAUUGAUGCCUUACCUGAUGAUAAACGUCUAAAAUUUCUUAGUUUAUGUUACCAAGUAUCAGAUGAUUUGCAUUGUGGUUUUGAUCCCGAUUUAGAACCGAUUCAAUCUGAAUUAAUUGAAGAUUAUAUAAAUCAUUCAUGCUGCGGUAAUACAUGGUACACAAAUCCCGAUCUCUUGGUAGCUAGUAGAUAUAUAAAGAGCGGUGAGGAGAUUACGUAUGAUUAUGUAAUGACCGAAGCAGAUCCAACGUGGAGAUUGGCUGAUAAAUGUUUAUGUGGAGCAGAAAAUUGCCGAGGUAACGUGACGGGAAAUGAUUGGAAAAUAAAAGAAUUACAAGAAAAACUGAAAGGACACUUUUUUCCUCAUGUGCAGAAGAAGAUCGAUGAUGCAACCAAACAAGAUCAACAGUAA